This is a messenger RNA of Punica granatum (pomegranate), 495 nucleotides long. The record is from RefSeq and is a predicted model, not a curated record. Lineage: Eukaryota; Viridiplantae; Streptophyta; Magnoliopsida; Myrtales; Lythraceae.
AUGUCCUCGAACAUUCUCUGUGUCUGUCUCUGGGAGAGGUUGAAGGAGACUCAUCGGAUCAGAUUUGUUCAAAUGGGCAACUGUCUAUCUCCCCAACAGGUCAAGAUGGGCCACAGCAAAGAUUGUGCAAAGACAUUGCAUCAGCAGUUCACGGUGAAGCUUGUACACUAUGACGGGACGCUCCAGGAGUUCAACCGCCCCGUCAGGGCCUCCGAGGUGCUCUUGGAGUGGCCCGGCUGCUUCAUCUGCUGCUCGGAGUCCAUGUUCAUAGGGUCGGCGAUGCCCCAGGUCUGCGGAGACGAGGAGCUCCAGGUGGGGCAGAUUUACUUCCUCAUGCCACUCUCCAGGUCAAAGGCCCCACUCUCCCUCCAGGAGAUUUGUAGUCUUGCCACCAAAGCAAGUGCUGCUCUGAUAGGUUCCCAUGGCAAUGGUGAAUUGCAGGACAGGGGAGGCCAUGUUAGGCAGCAUCUCAGUAGGGUUGAGGGCAACAGGUAG